This is a messenger RNA of Eufriesea mexicana, 854 nucleotides long. RefSeq names its product GTP-binding protein RAD. The record is from RefSeq and is a predicted model, not a curated record. Lineage: Eukaryota; Metazoa; Arthropoda; Insecta; Hymenoptera; Apidae. Bases 38 to 475 code for a protein of 145 amino acids. Gene Ontology annotation, molecular function: GTPase activity; GTP binding; calcium channel regulator activity. Gene Ontology annotation, cellular component: plasma membrane. The transcript is spliced from 2 exons.
GGAACUGGAGAACAUACACCCGGAUGCCUUCGUCAUCAUGUAUUCCGUGAUCGAUAAGGCGUCGUUUCAGAGGGCAGAGGAGUACCUGGAGCGUCUCCACGAUCAGGAUUUCCUGCGGGGAAAAUCGGCUAUAUUAGUCGGUAAUAAAGUGGAUCUAGUUCGGUCCAGGGUAGUUUCUUCGCAAGAUGGCAAGUGCAUGGCGUGUACCUAUCGGGUGAAGUUCAUCGAGGUCUCGGUCGGGAUCAACCACAACGUGGACGACCUGCUGGUCGGCAUUUUGAACCAGAUACGGCUGAAGAACGUGCAGGGUAACGCGGAGAACCGCGCCGGAAACGGCGCUAGCGAGGGCAGCGGCCACUGGUACAAGUCGAGGGGUGUGGUGCGAGCCAGCAUGAAGGCCAGGCAGAUGUUGACCUGGCUCUUCGGCAAGGAGGACAGCAAGUUCAAGAACUGCGAGAAUCUUCACGUGCUCUAAACACGGUGAAUAUUCUUCUAGGCCGUACCUGACGGUAGAUUGUAAGGGCGGUGCUGUUUGGCGCAAUUCCGCUCCCCUGCAUGAUCGCCAUGCUUCCAGACGGACAUAACUCGAACCCGCACGGUGCUACGGAACCUGCGAAUUGAAAUUCGCGAGAUUCCAGGACCCGGUGAGGUUCUGUCUUCGUUCCGAGCUGGUUUCGCUAGGGGUGGCCAAUUUCGUUCACUGGACAUUAGUGUUCUCUCCUCGGUUCUUUCUCUUGUCCAAAAUAUCGCGAACUUUGGGCUUCCUUCACGGAGUUAUUCUCCUGACUGUCUUUUAUUUUAUUUUAUUUUUUGUUGUACGGUGCAGAGGAGUAUAUUUAGUAGCGUGUCUGGAA